Molecule: messenger RNA, 1917 nt
Organism: Guyanagaster necrorhizus
Lineage: Eukaryota; Fungi; Basidiomycota; Agaricomycetes; Agaricales; Physalacriaceae
Exons: 3
Coding region: 81-1865 (594 amino acids)
Source: RefSeq, a predicted model, not a curated record
AUCAUACCGGUCACAGAACUCUCACAAGGAUCUCUUCAUAACUUCAACCUAUUGACGAGGUCCCGGCGAAGAAGGAUACCAUGCUAACAUUCAAAGGCGUGUAUGCUGCGUGUCAAGUCCUGCAUACACGUGGAAUGAACAUUUUAGUGGCAUACUACGAAGCACUCUUGCCAUUCAGUACCGUCUCCGUCUUUUGGCUUGCUAUGUUCAUAGAGGAACUAGGAUCCUUAAUUCGUGGGUUCACCAAGAUGGUCAGUGGCGUGACCAAGCCCUUGGGGGAAAACACGUCGGACGAGUCAGGGAAAGGCCGACCCCAGCUUCGUAUGCGCUCUUCUCGCGAGCAUUUGUCUGGAAAUAUCGUACAAGCCCCAGAUACCAAGGAACCUCACCUUCAGCCACCGGUAGAUGCAGAAACCAAAUUUGAAAAUAAUAUAGCUUCAUCUUCGACGAAGAGCUAUUCGAACGGUCAAGGUCGGACUCAAAAACCAAGAACACCGGUCAAAGAAUCCGGACCCAUGGAGGCAAAGCCAGCCCAGCGCGGACCGCUUUACUCAGAUGUUCUGAAAAAGCCGGCGACGGACAAGAAAGUUGAGGAAAGAAAUGUCCGAACAACACGAGAGCGGAAACCGGAAUCAGAUCUUCAGAGGCUGGACAAGGCGAACGUUGAAAAUAGUCAGCUGAGGAGUCGUGUCGCAGACGCUGAGGAGAAGUAUACGAUCGUCGAACGAGAGCUUAUCCAAGCCAACGAGAAGAACGAGACAGGGCAGAAGACGGUUUUGAGGCUCGAACAGGAAGUCACGCGGCUACAGCAGGAGAGUACAGAAGGGAAGAGGAAUUUCGAGAUGCAGCUUCAAUCGGUGAUAAAGCAGAGUGAUAUACGGAAACAAGAAGUUGAAAGGGUUAACGCAGAGCUAGAGAAGGAGAGGGCUCUGCGAAGGCAGGAACACACUUUAUUGGAACUUCGAAUGCGAGAGCUGCAGGAUACUCGGGCGUAUCUAACCACAGAGGACGCGAUAUCUGGAGAGGAAGUCAAAGGAAUGACGGAGGCGCUAAAUACCGAAAUCUACCAGGUUGCGGCCCUUAUGGUGGAUACGCUGGAUUUUGAUGGGACGUUUCCGGGAGAUGAACAGGCACAAGCUGCAGCGGUGAGGUGCAUUGGGAAGCCCCUGGUAAGUACGUUGUCUGCUGGAGCGCCGCGGGACGAUUCGGAGGAGGAGACAAGACAUCUUGCAACGCUAGCUGCGAUCCAGGCAUCGCUCGCUCAGUCUUCUUCUUUCUUAAUUCGUGCCUGGACUUUUUCUCCGGACGUGAGCAACCAUUUCACCCGUCUUUAUGCGAACAUUCGACGGACGUGUACACCAGCAGUCGCUGGUCGCUGGAGAGCCAUGACACGCGCUAGGUGCAAGUAUCUAGAAUCGGAUUUGAAGGUAGAGGAGUAUUUGACACGCGUUCUGCUGGAAGAUAUGAUUCCUGUCUUGGUCGUCGCUGGGUGGAGGCCAUCGCCAGUCAUACAGAUGGGGGAUGCGACAGGCUUCUUGGGCCAGAGAUUCGGGACCAGACUAGGAGAGGUAGCGAAGAAGUUAGUGCGGCUAGAUAGGGCCAUGGGAGAAGGAUUAAUUUCCAAGGACGUGGCGGCUGGGUGGAUUCCUGGGGGAACACCCUUCAAUCCUAGUAUCAUGGAAAAUGCCUUUGGUAAAAGCUCAGGCGUUUCUGCAGAAGAUUAUGUCUUGUCGACGUGCGACCUUGGACUGGUAUUGAUGCAGGUUAUCAAGGAUCGAGAGGGGGCAGGGUCCAAUACGGAAGUGGAGAGUCAAGUUUUGUUGAAACCCAAGGUUGUGCUUUUCAGCGCGCUUGAGCACAAAUGAACUUGCGCGCCGUUGGAUGAUAGGUACAGUACUCUUACCUGGCACCGUAAAG